Messenger RNA from Pristis pectinata (smalltooth sawfish), 3981 nucleotides. Its product is annotated as zinc finger translocation-associated protein-like. Lineage: Eukaryota; Metazoa; Chordata; Chondrichthyes; Rhinopristiformes; Pristidae. Gene Ontology annotation, biological process: negative regulation of DNA-templated transcription. The coding region runs from base 231 to 2852 and encodes 873 amino acids. The transcript is spliced from 5 exons. The record is from RefSeq and is a predicted model, not a curated record.
GGGCCCUAAGGUGGGGCUCCAGCUCAUUGGCUGUUGUUUAUGUUGAAGAAGAGGCCAGGAACCUUUUCACUGAACGGCAAGGAGCUCAGGAGCUCUCUGCUCCUAUCCUUUAAACCUUGCGGCCACUGUGGUGAGGGAUGACACACACUGGCUUCUGCAUUUGCUGUUGACUGUGGCACGUUCUCUCUCUCUCUCUCCCUGCCUCUCUGUGUAGAGCGACGGAGCCCGGGAUGUCAAAAAUGGAGCCUGGGGAAGGAGAAGUGGCCCUGAGCCUCGGUCUCCAGAACCUGCGGUCUGAUCCGAGACAGGAGCCCACGAUUAAAGAGGAGAGGCUGGAGCUGGGCGACGACCCCUUUGUGAUGGGUGGGGACUCUGAGCCGGACAAGGUCGCCCCCGGGGCUCUGCCAUCGAUCUCCACUGGAGCCGGGGAGCCGGAGGAUCAGCGAGCCCGGGCGAUGAGGCGUCCCCGACGGGAUCACCGGCGCAACUACCAGGAGCGCUGGAGGAGCGAGUACCUGAUGGACUACGACCGGUGGCGGCACGGGCUGGUCUGCAUGGUGUGCGGCGCCACCCUGGCCACCCUCAAACUCAGCACCAUCAAGCGGCAUAUCCUGCAGAGGCACCAGGCCUCGCUGCUGCUCACACAGACCGAGAAGGAGGUGGUCAUCGCCAGCUGGGAGAAGCACGUCCUGGGCCAGAACUACCUGCAGGAGGGGUUGCCCGUCCCAGUGCUCAGCUUGGAUCCAGCGCAUCCCGAUCUUGCCCCAGCCGCUCCCCCGCCACCAAUGGAUGUCAUCCACCCCCCGCCGCCCGCCCGGGACCCCUCCCCGCCGGCCUUCAAGGACGUAGCGAGCCGGCCGGCGGGCAGAGGCCGGCCGCCCGGCAAGAAGCCGAAAGCCAAGGCCAAGCCGCCGGUCGGCCGGCGCCAGGGCCUCGGCUGCCCGUCCGCCAAGCGGGUGCGGCGCUACUACCAGGAGCGGUGGAGGAGCGAGUACCUGAUGGACUACGACUGCCUGCGGCACGGGCUGGUCUGCAUGGUGUGCGGCAGCGCCCUCGCCACCCUCAAGCUCAGCACCAUCAAGCGCCACAUCCUCCAGAAGCACCAGGCCUCGCUCAGCCUGACUCCCAGCCAGAAGGACGUCGUCAUGGCAACCUGGGUGGAGCACCUGCUCAACCAAUCGCAGCACAACAUCGAGAGCCAGGGGGCGGGGCUGGAGCGCCUCCACCAACCGCACCAGGGCUCGGCCAAUCCCUUCGGCCAAUCACCCGUCGAGAGUCCGGAGCCGGUCCCGGCGAGCCGCGACCAGUCACACGUGGGGCGGCCGGGGCUGAUCGACCAAUCGCAGGUCGAGGUUCCUGAGGCGGAGCGGUCGCCGGUCGGGGAGACGUUUCGCCAAUCGCGAGCCGGGGUUCGGCACAAAGAGGCGGGGCUAAUCCACCAGUUGCUGAUGGGCGAGUCAAUCCGCCUCAUCGACCAAUCCGACAUCGGCAUCGAGGAGCGCGCCGGGGCUGCUCAAUUCAAGCCGCCCCAUUUCAACCAAUCAGAGGUCGAGAUCAAGAAACUGGGGGCGGAGCCAAACGCAAAUUUCCUUCAAUCACACGCCAAAUUGAGUCGGACAGAGUCAUCCCAGUUCGUCAACCAAUCACAGAUGACCGUCGAGCCGAGAGGGGCGGGGCCUGCGCCCCCUGCAGGUUCGCCGGUGCCCGGACCCACUGAGCCCGGCCCCGUGGUCAAGGCGGAGAAUCACCCGGAGCCGCAGCCUCCCUCCCCUUCCCCCUUCUCCCCCCCUUCCCCCCCUCCCCCCUCUCCCCCCAACCCGGAGCCCACCCCCGGGAGGGGCGUCCGCCGCCACUACCAGCAGCGCUGGCGCUCCGAGCACCUGAUGGACUACGACCCGCGGCGCCGGCGCCUGGUCUGCAUGGUGUGCGGCAAGGCGCUGGCCACCCUCACCCUGGGUGCCAUCCGGCGCCACGUCCUGCAGAACCACCCGCACUCCCUGCUCUUCAACCGGGCCGAGAAGGAGAACAUCCUGGAGGCCUGGAACGAGCAGCCGUGGCGCCGGGAGCCGGGCGGGGCGCCGGAACCCCCGACCCUUUCUCCGGCGGGCAAGCGGCCCCUCCGGCGCUACCAGGAGCGCUGGCGCUCCGAGCACCUGAUGGACUACGACCCGUGGCGCCGGCGCCUGGUCUGCAUGGUGUGCGGCAAGGCGCUGGCCACCCUCACCCUGGGUGCCAUCCGGCGCCACGUCCUGCAGAGCCACCCGCACUCCCUGCACUUCAGCCCGGCCGCCAGGGAGAACAUCCUGCAGGCCUGGAGCAAGACGGUGCCCUGGCAGCGCGAAGAGGAGAGCGUCCCGCCGGACCCGGGGCAGGUCCGGCCCUCGGCCCCCAGCUCACAGCACGGGGCAGCAGUGGGACCGGCAGACAGGGAGCUGGGGGAACCCCAGGAGGAGAGGUCACGGAGCCCGGUGGAGAUCGAGGUGUACGUGGAGGAGCCAGAGAAGAGCCCAGCGGCCCGGAGACGUUUCCCGGGCCGGGAUCACCGGCGCAACUACCAGGAGCGCUGGCGCCUGGAGUACCUGAUGGACUACGACCAGUGGCGGCACGGGCUGGUCUGCAUGGUGUGCGGCGCCACCCUGGCCACCCUCAAGCUCAGCACCAUCAAGCGGCAUAUCCUGCAGAGGCACCAGGCCUCGCUGGGCUACACCCUGACCCAGAAGGUGCUGCUGGCCCAGGAGUGGAACAAGAAGGUGGCUGCCAUCGCCAGGAUGGACCUCUGGCGUCUCCCCAGCGGCCAGAGCCAGGAGGGUCCUCCCAGGGAUCCAGGAGGAAUAGCUGCCGGGGGGACCUAGGGGGUGGCCCGUCGGUUGUCAUGUAAAUCCUCCCCCUCACCACCCUCUCUCUGUCUCCCCUCCUCCUUCUCUCUACUCCCUCGUUCUAUCCAUCCCUCCCCCUUCUCUCUACCCCCUCGUUCUGUCCAUCCCUCCCCUCUCUGUCCAUCACCUUUCUCUAUCUUUCCCCUCCCAUCUCUCCGUCCCAUCUCUCCAUUCCCUCUCCCACUCGUCCCCCUCUCUCUUGCCCCAUUCUCACUCUCACCCCCUUCCUCCCUCCUUCUCUCCCUCCCACAUUAAGGUUGGAUCGUUCCCCACCAACUCAGCACUAGGGUCAGGGGAAUAUUAGUUCAACCCGUAGCCUCAGGUGAUCCCCACUUCCAGAGACAGUUUAGGAGCCCUCGGUCCUCCACACGUCUCCUCCACCCUUGGCUCCUGGGAUCUUGGCUUCAAGGAAGGAGGUGCUCCUGACCGCGAUGGGGUCUGCUGUGAGGCCUUCCGUUGUCCAACUUCCCAAGGCAACGCUUACCAGUCCAAGGCUGAGGGGUCGGGGCACAGGUCAGUGGGACGAGUAACUCAGUGAAACUGAAGUGGGGCUGGAGGGCAGAAAGUGGGAAAAUCAUUCAUAAAUCCUCACUGGCUGAAACUUUGAGCCACACAUUGAGGGAAAGGCAGUUACUGGGCGCGCAAAGCCCCUGGGGAUAAUGAGUUGACACAGUUAUAUGGAACUAGUCUCACCUCUCAGAACCAGCAGAGAACCUGGGUGUGGGAGCAUUGGGUCUGGCCCUCCAGAGGAUCUAACAGGGAGUCAGACCUCAGCAUCUUUAGGGGAGUCACAGAUUUGUCAGCAGAACCAGUGGACUCUGGGGUGUGGGGGCUUUGCACUAAUGCUCCAUUACUGAACAGCAGGGGUAGCCCACACCCUGAACAUCAGCUCAGGAGGGACACAGGAUAUUCCAUGGGUUCAGGAGUUACCUUUCCCGUGAUGUCUACCCUCGGAUUCACAGCCCAGUUGGAAAUGAAUGGACUCAAUGUUUUCCCGUCAACCCACAGCGGUGGGACUCUUGUACGAAGAAAUGUUGCAAUUCAGAAUCUUGUUCAAAUAUAUAUAUAUAUACAUAUAUAUAUAUAUAUAAAGUAUUCAAAUGUC